GGAAAGCCAACUCGUGUGGCCCCGGCGAGUGGGGAUAAAAGCCGCCCAGCCAGACUCGCGCUUCAUUCUGAGCCGAGCCCGGUGCUGAGCGCGCUUCGCUCAGUAGGAGGAGGCGGCUUGAGCGCCAGGGCAGCUCUCUCCCUUCUCGUCUCUCCUUCCACCGCGGCCAGCAUGAAAGCCUUCAGUCCGGUGAGGUCCGUUAGGAAAAACAGCCUGUCGGACCACAGCCUGGGCAUCUCCCGGAGCAAGACCCCAGUGGAUGACCCGAUGAGCCUGCUGUACAACAUGAACGACUGCUACUCCAAGCUCAAGGAGCUGGUGCCCAGCAUCCCCCAGAACAAGAAGGUGAGCAAGAUGGAAAUCCUGCAGCACGUCAUCGACUACAUCUUGGACCUGCAGAUCGCCCUGGACUCGCACCCCACUAUUGUCAGCCUUCACCACCCGAGACCCGGGCAGAACCAGGCGUCCAGGACGCCGCUGACCACCCUAAACACGGACAUCAGCAUCCUGUCCUUGCAGGCUUCUGAAUUCCCUUCCGAGUUAAUAUCAAAUGACAGCAAAGCACUCUGUGGCUGAAAACAUGGUGUUCAGGACUUUUUUUUUUUUCCUUUUUUUUUUCUUUUCUUUUUGCACAACAACAAAUCCACAGGAUAUUUUAAGACGCUGAACUUUUUUUUUCAACCAUUUCACCAGGAGAACAAGUUGAAUGGACCUUUUAAAAGAAAAAACAAAUGAAAGGAAAACUAAGAAUGAUCGUCUUCCCAGGGUGUUCUCUGACCUGGACUGUGAUAUUCGUUAUUUAUGAAAAAGACUUUUAAAUGCCCUUUCUGCAGUUGGAAGGUUUCUUUAUACUAUUCCCACCAUGGGGAGCGAAACGUUCAAAUCACAAGGAAUUGCCCAAUCAAGCAGACUUUGCCUUUUUUUUCAAAGGUGGAGCGUGACUACCGGAAGGAUUCAGUAUUCAGUCACUUAAAUGAAGUCUUUUUGGUCAAAAAUUACCUUUUGACACAAGCCUACUGAAUGCUGUGUAUAUAUUUAUAUAUAAAUAUAUAUAUUGAGUGAAACCUUGUGAACUCUUUAAUUAGAGUUUUCUUGUAUAGUGGCAGAGAUGGUUAUUUCUGCAUAAAAAUGUAAUGAUGUACUUAUUCCUGCUAAACUUUUUAUAAAAGUUUAGUUGUAAACUUAACCCUUUUAUACAAAAUAAAUCAAGUGCGUUCAUUGAAUGGUGAUGCCUGCUUUAUUUCAGAGGACCAGUGCUUUGGUUUUUAUUAUUAUGCUAUGUUAUAACGACCCAAAUAAAAACAAGUUCAAAUUUAUGUAGACUGUGUUAAGAUUAUAAUAAAACAUGCCUGAAGUCAA
Castor canadensis (American beaver) is the source of this 1359-nucleotide messenger RNA. It is a transcript of the gene Id2, whose product is annotated as inhibitor of DNA binding 2. The record is from RefSeq and is a predicted model, not a curated record. Gene Ontology annotation, biological process: cell differentiation; negative regulation of transcription by RNA polymerase II; circadian regulation of gene expression. Gene Ontology annotation, molecular function: protein dimerization activity; transcription regulator activity. Lineage: Eukaryota; Metazoa; Chordata; Mammalia; Rodentia; Castoridae. Gene Ontology annotation, cellular component: nucleus; cytoplasm.